Messenger RNA from Chaetura pelagica (chimney swift), 4595 nucleotides. It is a transcript of the gene BAZ1B, whose product is annotated as bromodomain adjacent to zinc finger domain, 1B. Gene Ontology annotation, molecular function: protein binding; histone H2AXY142 kinase activity. The coding region runs from base 1 to 4395 and encodes 1464 amino acids. Lineage: Eukaryota; Metazoa; Chordata; Aves; Apodiformes; Apodidae. The transcript has 19 exons. Gene Ontology annotation, cellular component: WICH complex. Gene Ontology annotation, biological process: chromatin remodeling. The record is from RefSeq and is a predicted model, not a curated record.
AUGCAGGAAGUUUUCCUGAGCUGCUGCUUGUGCAGGGAGUAUGAAGCACGUGUGGAGAGAUACAGUGAGAGGAUCUGGACGUGCAAAAGCACAGGAAGCAGCCAGCUGACACACAAGGAGGCCUGGGAGGAGGAGCAGGAAGUUGCUGAGCUCUUGAAGGAGGAGUUCCCCAUCUGGUAUGAGAAACUGGUACUGGAAAUAGUCCACCACAACACUGUAUCUUUGGACAAGUUGGUGGAUGCAGCUUGGCUGGAGAUCAUGACCAAAUUUGCAGUAGGAGAAGAGUGUGACUUUGAGGUUAGUAAGGAGAAGAUGCUGCCUGUGAAAGUUGUGAAAAUGCAUCCCCUGGAGAAAGCUGAUGAAGAGGCCUCAGAAAAGAAAUCAGAUGGAGCCUGUGACUCCCCAUCCAGUGACAAGGAGAACUCCAGCCAGGCAGCCCAGGACAACCAGAAGGAAGCCAUCCUGAAGGAGGAUGACAACAGGAGGGAGAGUAUGAACGACCGAGCACGUAGGUCCCCUCGGAAGCUUCCCACUUCUUUGAAGAAGGAAGAAAGGAAGUGGGUUCCACCAAAACUCCUGCCACACAAAUAUGAUGUCAAACUGAAAAAUGAAGAUAAGAUCAUCAGCAACGUGCCAGCAGAUAGCUUGGUCCGUACAGAGCGUCCUCCCAACAAGGAGAUCCUGAGGUACUUCAUCCGGCACAACGCGCUGCGGGCUGGCACCUGUGAGAAUGCCCCGUGGGUCGUGGAGGAUGAGUUAGUGAAGAAAUACUCUCUCCCCAGUAAAUUUAGUGACUUCUUGCUUGACCCACACAAGUAUAUGACUCUCAACCCCUCAACCAAGAGGAAGAGCUCUGGAUCACCUGACAGAAAGCCUCCUAAGAAAUCCAAAGCUGAUGGGUCAUCCCUGGCCCAAACACUGAGCCCUACUCUGUGGUGCCACGUGCAUUUGGAAAAAUCUAUUAUUGCCUCUCCCCUGAAGAUGAAAAACUCUAAGAGUUCAAAAAGUCCUAAAGAGGAACUGGAAGAGGUGAUGAAAAUUGUGUCACCUGCUAAACUUGGUUCCAACUUUCACAUUCCAAAGAAGAGCCGUCUGGGGAAGGACAGCGACAAAUCCUUGGACAAAAAGCAGAGAGGUAAAAGGGUCCUGAAUGGGCAGAAGUCACCAGGGAAAUCAAAAUCUCCUAGGAAAGGCUUGAAGACCCCUAAGAUGAAAAUGAAACAAAUGACACUGCUGGACAUGGCUAAAGGUACCACUAAGGUGUCCAGGUCUCCCAGGAAUUCUGGAGGCACCCCUAGGUCUUCCAGCAAACCCCAGAAACAUCUCCCUCCUGCAGCUCUCCAUCUCAUUGCCUAUUACAAAGAAAACAAAGACAGGGAAGACAAAAAAAGUGCUCUUUCCUGUAUCAUCUCCAAAACAGCCAGGUUGCUCUCAAAUGAGGAUCGUGCCCGUCUCCCUGAGGAUUUGAGGGGGUUAGUACAGAAACGCUACGAGCUUCUGGAGCACAGGAAGAAAUGGGCCACCAUGACAGAGGAGCAGCGGAAGGAGUACAUGAAGAAGAAGAGGGAGAAGCUGAAAGAGAAACUGAAGGAGAGAGCAAAGGAGCGGAAGGAGAAGGAGAUGAAGGAAAAACUGGAAAAACAGAGAAGAUUUGAGGACCAAGAAUUGAAAGGGAAGACCUUGCCUACUUUUAAACUGGUUGAUACUCCAGAAGGACUUCCUAAUACGCUCUUUGGGGAUGUUGCCAUGGUGGUGGAGUUCCUGAGCUGCUACUCAGGGUUGUUGAUGCCUGAUGCUCAAUAUCCCAUUACGGCAGUUUCCCUGAUGGAAGCACUUUGUGCAGAAAAGGGAGGCUUCCUUUAUUUGAACAGAGUGCUGGUCAUUCUCCUUCAGACCCUGCUGCAGGAUGAAAUUGCUGAAGAUUAUGCUGAGCUGGGAAUGAAGCUUUCUGAAAUACCCCUGACUUUGCAUUCUGCCUCGGAGCUGGUUCGCCUGUGCCUGCGCAAGUCAGACGUGCAGGAGGAGAGCGAGGUCUCGGAUAACGUGGACGAGAACAAGGACUCAGCAGCUUUUGAGGAUAAUGAAGUCCAGGAUGAGUUCUUGGAGAAACUGGAGACAGCAGAGUUCUUUGAGUUGACUCCUGAAGAGAAGCUGCGGAUCCUUGGAGCUCUGUGCCACCGGAUCCUGAUGACUUACUCGGUGCAGGACCACGUGGAGGCCAAGCAGCAGGCGUCAGCCGAGCUGUGGAAGGAGCGCCUGGCUGUCCUGAAGGAGGAAAAUGACAAGAAGAGGGCAGAAAAACAGAAACGAAAGGAAAUGGUGGCCAAAAACAAGGAGAACGGGAAAGAUGAGAGUGUGAUGGGAAGGAAUGAAAAGAAAAAAAAUGAGAUGAUGAAAACAGAACACCGGGCAGAAAUAGAGGCUGAUAUGAUCAGUGCUGUGAAGAGCAGGCGCCUUCUGGCCAUCCAAGCCAAGAAAGAGAGGGAGCAACAAGAAAUACAAAUGAGAGUGAGGAUGGAAAAAGAGGCAGAGGAAGAAAGAAUCCGGAAGCAUAAAGCUGCAGCUGAGAAGAAUUUCCAGGAUGGAAUUGCCAAAGCCAAGCUGGUGAUGCGCAGGACCCCGAUUGGCACCGAUCGAAAUCAUAACAGGUAUUGGCUGUUUUCUGAUGAGGUUCCUGGCUUGUUCAUUGAGAAGGGCUGGGUACAUGACAGUAUAGACUACAAAUUCAUCCUUCCCCAUCAGAAAAAAGAAGAUUUGAAAAAGGACUGCAGCCCAGGAGAGAAGAGGAAGAGCGCGGGCGCCGCCGGCAGGGCGAGCAGGCUGCCCCGGGCCCUGCCUGCUGCAGACCUUCCCACCGAGACCACUGCACCCAAGCAGGGACAGAACUUAUGGUUUCUCUGUGACAGUCAGAAGGAUCUGGAUGAGCUGCUGGAUUGCCUGCACCCACAGGGAGUAAGAGAGAGCCAGUUGAAGGAGAGGUUGGAGAAAAGGUAUCAGGACAUCACACAUUCGAUCCAUUUGGCUCGGAAACAGAACUUGGGCCUCAAAUCCUGUGAUGGUAACCAGGAGCUGCUGAACUACCUCCGGAGCGACCUGAUUGAGGUUGCGACGCGGCUGCAAAAAGGAGGCCUGGGAUACAUUGAUGUGACACCAGAAUAUGAAGCGAAAGUGUACUCACUGGAGAGCUUGAGGGAUUUUGGAGAGUGUGUGAUUGCACUCCAGGCUGGUGUUGUUAAGAAGUUUCUGCAAGGUUUCAUGGCCCCUAAGCAGAAGAGAAGAAAACAUCAAGAAGACUACAUUGCCAAGGCUGAGGAGAUAGAUGAAGACAGGAAAAUGGCAGAAGAAGCUAAGGUUGCUUCAGCCACGGAGAAGUGGAAAACAGCAAUCCGGGAGGCCCAGACCUUCUCCCGGAUGCACGUGCUGCUCGGGAUGCUGGAUGCCUGUAUCAAGUGGGACAUGUCAGCAGAGAAUGCCAGAUGCAAAGUGUGUCGCAAGAAAGGUGAGGAUGACAAGCUGAUCCUGUGUGAUGAGUGUAACAAAGCCUUCCACCUCUUCUGUCUGAGACCCGCGCUCUACGAGAUCCCUGAUGGGGAGUGGCAGUGCCCAGCCUGUCAGCCUUCUACUGCCAGGCGUAGCUCCCGGGGCAGGAACUAUACAGAGGAUUCUGCUGAAGAUGAAGGUGAAGAAGGUGAGGAAGCUUCUGAUGAACCAGAUGCUGAGGAAGAGGAGGAGGAGGAGGAGGAAGAAGAUUAUGAAGUUGCUGGACUGAAAUUGAGACCCAGAAGGGCAGCCCAAGGCAAGCAGAGCACAGCCAUGUACUCCUUGAGGCAGGGGAGGCACCGAAGAAAGAAGCAGUCGCUGCACCCUGCCAGGGGACCCCGGCCGCAGGCUGCACCUGUCAACGGCGCUGACAUUGAUGAGCUGGUCCUUCAGACAAAGAAGACGGCACGUCGCCAAAGCCUCGAGUUGCAGAAGUGUGAGGAAAUCCUCAGCAAGCUGAUCAAGUACCGCUUUAGCUGGCCCUUCAGGGAGCCAGUGACCACGGAGGAAGCUGAAGAUUACUUUGAGGUCAUCAGCAACCCUAUGGACUUCCAGACUAUGCAGAGCAAGUGCUCUUGUGGCGAUUACCGCUCGGUGCAGGAGUUCCUCUCCGACAUCAAGCAGGUGUUCUCCAACGCCGAGUGCUACAACCAGAACGGGAGUCACGUACUGUCCUGCCUGGAGAAGACAGAACAAUGUUUGAUUGACAUGGUGCACAAACACCUGCCUGGCCACACGUAUGCACGCAGGAAACGCAGGAAGCUCUCUGCCAGGUGCCAGGGACUGGAGGAGCAGGAAGGGGACAGUGAGUCAGAGCCCCUUGAACAUUCCCGGGGGCGGAAAAGGAAGAAAUGAGGGACAGGGAGACUGGGGGAGAGCCAGAGCUGGAGCAGGCCGUCUGGUGCUGCAGGGCAGCUGGAUGGGUUGUCUGGAGGGAGCUGGGAAGCAGCAGGCACUUCUCAAUUAAUCCAGCCUUCCCUUUGGCCCAUCCUAGUUUUAAUUUUUCUGCAAUUUCCUCGAGUAUUUGGUCAUCCACUGAGUGAGCAGAGAUGACU